Colius striatus (speckled mousebird) is the source of this 1231-nucleotide messenger RNA. Its product is annotated as putative methyltransferase DDB_G0268948. The coding region runs from base 78 to 893 and encodes 271 amino acids. Lineage: Eukaryota; Metazoa; Chordata; Aves; Coliiformes; Coliidae. Gene Ontology annotation, molecular function: S-adenosylmethionine-dependent methyltransferase activity. The transcript is spliced from 7 exons. The record is from RefSeq and is a predicted model, not a curated record.
CCGGGGCCCGCGGCGGGGCGUGCCGGUGCGGGAGCGACUGCAGACGGAGGCCGCAGGCGGUGCCAGGUCACCCAAGCAUGGCCACCCAGAUGUUCGAGGGGAGAGGGCAUGCAGCCGUCUACCGGAAAUACAGGUUUGCGCCAGGCAAAGAGCUGCAGCAAACCAUCCUCACCUACCUGCAGGAAAAGAGAGCGGAUCCUGCUGAGCUGGUGGUGGAUGUCGGCUGUGGAUCAGGACAAGGCACUCGCUUCCUCGCAGAGCACUUCAAAAAGGUAGUGGGAACAGACAUCAGCGAAGCUCAGAUCCAGGAGGCCAGGGACACCACUUCCAUGACCAACGUCUCCUACCUCGUGUGCCCUGCAGAGGAGCUGCCAUUUGAGGAUGCCUCAGUGGACCUCCUGACUUCAUUUACAGCUGUGCACUGGUUUGACCUUGAGAAGUUCAUGAGAGAAGCAAACAGAGUGGUGAAGCCGGGUGGUUGUGUAGUCCUCAGCACCUACACCGUGGACAUGAGUCUGCACUACGGAGACUGCUCCGAAAAGCUGACUAAAAUCUUCAGAGAGUCCGGGGACCUGAUUUUAAAAUACUCACAUAGUAGAUUAAAACUCGUCUUGGAGAACUACAAGGAGAUCUUUGAGGCCUUGCCUUUUCCAGACAAGAAGAGAAUCACAGAUAUCUUUGACAAAAUUCCUAUGACUGUUGCUGGUUUGGUUGGUUACAUGGAGUCUGCCUCCCCAUAUCAAUCCUUUAUGAAGAAUGAACCUGAAGCUGCAAAAUCCCUCCUCCAAGACACUGAAAAGAGGAUGCUGGAGAUGAUGGGAGUUUCUUCUCGUGAAACCCCCGUGGAGUUCUGGGUGAGGCAUGUCUGUGUGCUGGGCUGCAAGGGGCAGUGAGAGGAACUUCUCCUGAUCUGGUGCUAGAAGGGAAGGAAAAAGUGGAUUAUCUCCUAACACCCCACUUAUGACCACUCUAACUCCUUGGGAAGACUAAUGUUUAUUUUUUUGGUGAUUACAAUUUUGACCUUCCGUGGAAAGCAGAGAGGAGUUUAUGCCUGCCCACCUGUCCACCUCAGUCUUCCUCUCUGCCCAGUGGUGUGCCCUUGGUACCGGAAGGGCCCAGUUUGAGAUGGGUGAUGGCUGGAUUGUGCUUGAGGAUGAGAAUCACAGGAACAGCUGAGACACUUGCUGCUUUUCUUACAUGAUUAAUAACAAUAAAAAAGCUGAGAAAGUUA